This is a messenger RNA of Callorhinchus milii (elephant shark), 2864 nucleotides long. It is a transcript of the gene tctn2, whose product is annotated as tectonic family member 2. Gene Ontology annotation, biological process: smoothened signaling pathway; protein localization to ciliary transition zone; cilium assembly. The transcript is spliced from 18 exons. NCBI's taxonomy places the organism in Eukaryota, Metazoa, Chordata, Chondrichthyes, Chimaeriformes, Callorhinchidae. Bases 61 to 2307 code for a protein of 748 amino acids. The record is from RefSeq and is a predicted model, not a curated record. Gene Ontology annotation, cellular component: MKS complex.
UGUGUGUCAGUGUGUGUGUCAGUGUCACUGUGUGAGGCAGCAAUAACGCAGGUGAUCAGGAUGUUGGUCCAUUGUUGUAAAUCAGUUGCGUUCAAAUCCCCAUAUUCAGACGGUGCUGUACACGUCUUCGUGCCGUCGUUCAUCAUUGCAGCAGGACCAGAAGUGAACGCGCUCCUGCUGGGAAGCGGGAGCUCCAGUGUGACUCUCAGCCUGGAGACUGUUACUCCCACUAACGGAAGUUUGCCUCAUUCUGACUGUGUGCAGAGCAAUCUCACCGGCCAGUGGGAACUGACCAGUUCGUACAAUGAUGAGGCCUUUGUCCUGAACAUUCAGCUGAAGCUGAAUCGAUUGCUGACGUUUUGCGGCAAUCUCACUCAUCAGACAAACUGCUGCCCGGAGCGGCUGUGUGUGCUGGAAACUCUGCGGGUUACCGCGUGCCAGGACCUUACCGUGGUUGCAACGCUGCUCGUACAGGCGGAAAUCUACGCCAACAUCACCUCCGACCCCGUUCCGACGGAUAACGAAAUGAAGCUGCAGGUUCUCAGACAGGAGUACCAUCCCCUGGGGUUCUGCCCGUGUGACUUGCAGGCAGAGGCCUGUGAUGUCCGCUGCUGCUGUGACCAGGACUGCACGGCCGACGUCAAACGUCUCUUUAGCCGUCACUGCUACAAGGGAGCCUUUGGGGGGAACGUGACGCCCGCCUUUGACCAGUUGUGUUCGGCUCGGCGUGACGGUGAGGGUGGGGGCGUCUCUCCGGACUGGUUCCCCUUCCUGUGUGUGGACUCCUCGUCUGAUAACUCCCCCUUCUUGGGGCUUUUCUACCAUGGCCACACUAGGAGCUGGUUUUCCCCGGGGUUUUCCUUCGGCCGCUCUGACCCCGCGGCAGCCCCUCGGCCGACCAGUUACAGUCAGGACGUGCCGAUCCUCACCCACCAGGGAGAGAAGCUGCUGGUUCCGCAGAGGUCCCUGAAUGGCCAGUGUCUGUGGGAUGCACCCGUGGCGUACCUGCGGGACUUUGACGUCCACUGUGUGUCCACGCUCAGGGCCGAGGCCUGUCCGGUCGGCCCCGCCAUCGGGCAGCCGCUCAGUAAUGGGCAGGAGGGUGCAGUGUGGCCGGUGGUAACAUACCAGACAGCAACGGACAUGAGCCACUUCCUGGUGGUGAGGUCUCCAGUGAUGGGCUUCAGCCCCACGGCAGAGUCCCUGUUUGCCGACGGUGGGAACCUCAGUGUCCCAGCAGAGGAGGCCGCAGCCUUGGAGCUGGAGCCGGAGCCAGGAGACAGAAAGUGCGAGAACGUGACCCUGGGGGUGGAUUACGUUUUUUUCUGGAGCGGAGCCACGAUCUCCAAAGUCACCGUCCUCGUCACCACGGCAAACCUCUCCUUCGCUUUGCCAGCCACCGUGACGCAGAGAUUCAGUGGGAGGUUUGUCAACUCAGCCAGCGGACUGGUGCCCGGCGAGAUGCUGUCAGGGAACCCAGGUUAUCAGGCGGGUAGAGCAGUGCUGGCAGGGAACGCUAAAACUAACGGCACCAGAGUGGACAAGGCCUCCAUCAGGACCUGGAAACCAGCGGGAAAUGGAUUGUGUGCCUCGGCGCUCACCUCGCCCAUCCUGUUCGGGCAGGACUCCAUCUCGGGCUGUGUUUUGAGGCUCAACCUCGGGACCUUUUCAAACUGCAGCAUUCUCUGGAACCUGGUUUUCGAGAAUCUUCUGUCUCUCACACCAGCCACUCACAUUGCACGACGCGGAAAUUCAAACUACUCCGACCUGUCCGAGUGGGUGGAGCUGUUCAGAGUGCUCCCCCUGCAGACAGCAGAGAAAGGCGGUUUGAACAAAACUUACACGGGAUUCUGCACCAACAUUCCCGCCAUCCUGAACAUCCGCUUCAUCACCGCAGUGACCGGCGCAGUGCAGGGAGUGCCACAGUGGGAGAUCCUGGGAGCCGAGGUCAGCUUCUCUGUGGAGACAUGGUACUUGAACUGCGGAGGAGGGAACGCAGCGCGCUGUGACAUGAACUCCUUGUUCGUCCAGUCCUUCGCCGUUGGCACCUCGGUGCAGUUUAUCCAGGUCCCGGCCCAGCCUAAACCGCCUCUCUCCAGAUUCCAGAUGAAUUACACAGAGUACGACUGUAAGAGGAAUGAUGUUUGCUGGCCCGAGCUGGCUUACCCGUUACUGAGGCGCGACACAGGUGAAUGGUACGCAGAGUCCUUGGCUCAGGGAUUACUCCUCGUGUUCCUGACCAUAGUGGCCGCCGUGCUGGGCAGCCCCUGGAGCAAACUCCGCCAGGUGUGGCACAACCUCUCCUGAGAUCAGGCUUCUUUUCGCCGGAAUGACGUCUUACCGACAUUUUCCAGAACGUUCUGUUUACAACCGGAGCCCGCACGGGUUGCAUUUGUGGCUGUGUUUGGGAAGUUUUGAAUUAGUUUUUUUUCCCCAAAACUUUAUAAAGUGGUGAUAUAUGUGUUAAUAGUAUUAAUCCUUGCAUUUGAUCGCGUCCUUGAGAUGCCUCAAAGCAUUUCACAGAACAUACUGUAAAGUGAAUCGACAGCAUAUUUUGUGGGCGAAACAUAAUAUGGAGUGUACAUUUUUUUUUCACCUGAAUGAACGACCGAGCGCUCUUGUGUGUUGUUUUUUUUUAAAAAAAUGACGUGUACAGAAAAUAUUUUUUAAGACCUAUUUAUACAAACGGCCAAAGAGUAUUGUGUGUGUGUGUGUGUGUGUGUGUAAAAAAAAAUAAAAAAAAUUGAGAGACGUGUGAAUAAAACCUCGUGUUUUGCGCCUCUCAUUAUCGUGGUGGUGCGCUCUGCACCAACGCGAGCGACUCGGCGACGGGUUGAAUAAUAACAACAACAGCAAUAACAACC